Messenger RNA from Acipenser ruthenus (sterlet), 5248 nucleotides. Its product is annotated as clustered mitochondria protein homolog. The record is from RefSeq and is a predicted model, not a curated record. Gene Ontology annotation, biological process: intracellular distribution of mitochondria. Gene Ontology annotation, cellular component: cytoplasm. The coding region runs from base 681 to 4730 and encodes 1349 amino acids. Gene Ontology annotation, molecular function: mRNA binding; protein binding. NCBI's taxonomy places the organism in Eukaryota, Metazoa, Chordata, Actinopteri, Acipenseriformes, Acipenseridae. The transcript is spliced from 26 exons.
AAAAUUUGCUGUACCAUUUAAUUAUUCUUAAUACCUAGAUAUAAUAUAUCUCUCUCUCUAUAUAUAUUGUAUAGGGUGGUGUGUGAGAUACAAGCUGAUUUUCACCUUCUCAAGCACAGUUUGGCCACUUGUAGUAAAGCCACUGAUGUGAAGUGGAUAUCCUCUGAUAUCGUACAGCACCUAUACGACGUUCAUAUAUAAACCUGUCGAGAAACAGCCCUUGAACUGACAUUGAACUGAUCAUUUAUAACAAAAAGAUUGAAACUGUGCACUGGAGAGGAGCCUGCUAGAUCUGCCCCAUGAUGCUCUCGAGAGCUGCAAAGUGUUCCUGCACUGGGGAGAGCUGUACAGACCUGCUGAGGACCUGGGGGCACACGCUGAUCCUACAUUAAAUGACAUUGCAUUCUGACAGCUGCAGCGCGUCCAAAGACAUCAAGCUGUCCAUAUAAGGGAGAGGAGGCCACGCCCACCGCUCCCUGUUGCAUAUAGGUAAGGAGAGCUCGGAGCUAGCAGGGUCCCCAUGAACACUGGGAGAACGAGAGAGACUUGAGUGAAGUGGGAAGGGAGAAAGGCUGCUGCCAGCCACACAGCUAGAGAGAGUGAGAGAGGACAGUACAGCUUCAGAGAGACUUUCCAGCGCAGUCAGGGUUCUGUACAGCGGGACGUGGUUUUGAGAAGGAAUGAUGAGUGACAGCGAGGAGGGUCCCUCCGGUGCGAAGCCACCUUCCCAGGCAGAGGCAGGAACAGAUGACCGGGCGUGCACCAAUGGGAAAGAGGAGAGCCCGGAGGUUGCCGUGGGAGAUGGCGAGGGGGCGGAGCUUGUCGAGGUGCAGGACGCAGCGUUUCCUGUCAAGAUCCAAGUGCCGGGGGUGGAGCUGUUUGAGCUGCAGGUGCGGGGCAGGGAGCUGGCUCAGUCACUGCUGCACGCUCUGGGGGAGCGUGAGGAGACGUGCCAGAGGACCUGCUAUUCUCUGCAGCUCCAGGGGGUGGCGCUGGACCCGCUGAGCGAGCUGGGGGCAGUGGAGGGGCUCGCACCCGGGGCUGUGCUCAGACUCAUAGAAGAGCCCUACUCUCUCCAGGACGCCCGGGUGCAUGUCGCCCGCCUUCAGGAGCUGCUGCGGAGCCUGGACCCUCAUGACGCCCUCCGUGGGAGGGCAGGGAGGUCCCUCAGCUUCCUGGCAAGCGUCGCCUCAGGGGGCUGCCAAGAAGAGGCUGUCCCUGGAAGCAGCGGGGUGAAGCCCCGGCGUCUGGGCUGUGAUCCUGCUGACUGCCCCCCUCCGGGACACAUCCUCCCCGGGUCCAAGGACCGGCCCCUCCUCCCUCUGCAGCCAGGCAGUGCGGACAGCAAGGCCGCCCCCUGCCUUCUGGCCCUGGCACUCAGCCGGUGGAGCCCGCCUCCAGGAAACAGGAAGUUACAUGGAGACCUGCUGUAUCUGAGCGUGCGCACGGUGGAGGGGCGGAGCGCUGACAUCACUUCCUGCCCGCGCGGCUUCUACAUUAACCAGUCCACCCCCGAGGAGUUUCACCCCCAAGCCGCCUCCCCCAGUCUGCUGAGCCACUCCCUCUCUGACCUGCUGGCCCAGCUCAGCCCGGCCUUCAAGAGGGGCUUCACUGCGCUGCUCCGAAAGAGGUUACAGCUUCACCCGCUAGAGAGAAUCGGCACGCCCUAUCAGACCUACAGCUGGACAGCCCCCAGUAUUGUGCACAGCACAGACUGGGACUCCUGCUGCUGGGAGGAGCAGGCUCCGGGGCAGACCCGGGAUUGGAACGAGGAGCUGCAGGCGUCCCGAGAGCUUCCCCAGACCAGCCUGGCUCAGAGGCUGCUCAGAGACCGGGCGUUAUUCAAGGUAAACAGUGACUUUGUGUCGAUAGCCGUGCGAGGGGCUGUGGCGGUGAUCGACGGCGGCGCUGCGCCCCUAAACCCCAGCGAGGACCCCCGUCUGCACGUCUUCCUGUGGGGGGGCGUGUUCCUGAGCCUGGCCGGCGAGGGGGGGUCUCUGGGAGGGGAGCGGGCGGCCCGGGCGGUCCCCAGGCUGGACCUGGCAGGGGUGCAGGCCUACAGCGGAGCGCAGGGGCUGCACACGCUCUCCACGGCGCUGCUGGAUUACCGGGGGUACCAGCUGAGCGCACAGGCCCUCGUCCCCGGCCUCCUGGAGCGAGAGGGAGACAAUCGUGUCUGCUACGGCGGCUCGGACUCCGGACGCGACCCCGCUGCCACCAGGAGGUUCCUGGAGCUGCUGGGCGUGGCCGCCAAGCCACUACGAAUCCAGAGACACAGUGUCCUGCAGCCCAGCGGCUCCGAGACCACCCUGUACACCUCCGCGGACUGCAAGGGCCUCGUGGGCAAUGACGGACGCUAUUACAUCCUGGACCUAUUCAAGACCUUCCCCCCGGACCUCAAUUUCCUCCCCCAGGGAGAGGGAGAGGGAGAGGGAGAGGGAGAGGGCUGGCCCCCAGGGUACACCUCUCUGGGAUUCCCCCGGGAGUUCCCACACAAACUCUGCCGUCUCAGGCCUGAGCUGGUGGAGAGUUUCAUCCAACACAAGUACACUCAGUUUAUGAACCUGGUGAUGGAGAGAAUGCAGGAGAGCCAGGAGAAGAAACAUGACGAUUCAGGAGAGGGAGUGAAAGGGGUCUCCCCAAAGGAUGCAGACCCCAGGGGAGUGGACGCAGUCCGGGCCGCCUGCAGGGACGUGGGGUCGGUGAGCAACAUCGUCUUCGAGAUCCGCUUCAACCCGGACGCGAGCGAGCCAGGGGUGCGUAUCCCGGACUCGGAGGGCGAGGCGCUGCGGCUACAAAGACGGCUGCUUAGGGAGGCCGCUGUGUUCCUGGUGACCGUGCAGAUCCCAGCCUUCGUCUCAGACUGCCUGCACCAGCUCACAGUUCCAGUAGAUGGCGCCACUCUGACCGAGGCGCUGCACCAGCGAGGGAUCAACCUGCGCUACAUGGGCCGGAUCGCGGAGCUCAUCAGCCAAUCAGAGAACAAGCAGCGUCUCCAGCAUGUCUAUAGACUCCUGAUCAGUGAGACUGUGACCCGCUCAGCCAGGCGCAUCCUCAACACCUACCUGCAGGGAGUGGAGCUGUCCAGUCUCUCCGCUGCGGUGAGUCACUUCCUGAACUGCCUGCUGUGUUCAUGCCUGUGUCCUGCGGCGCCCGCUAGCGUGGUGGAGCCAGGCUGGCGCAGACGGAGAUCUCGACGCAGGGGGCGCGCGGCAGGGGGGGGCAACGUGGACAGCAGUACCUGGACCUCACUGACCCCAGUCGAGCUCUGGCUGCAGAUCGGACUGGACGUCAGGGAGACCUUCGACCUCACCGCCAUCAUCGGUGACAAUGUUGACCACCUGGUGGAGCUGUAUGACCUGCAGAAAGUGACCCUACUGAGGGAGCUGUGUGUAAAAUCUGGGAUCCAGCUGCUGCUCCGAGAGUACAGCCUGGACAGUCGUCAAAAGCCCCCUUUCGCCCCGGAAGACGUCCUCAAUAUCUUCCCCGUUGUCAAGCGCCUCGCCACGGCAACCAGCGAUGGCACGCGAGUGUUCCACAGCGCCCAGGCCAGCCUGCAGCGCGGCUGUAUGAAGGAGGGGUACCAGCAGCUGCAGAAGGCUCUGAGUCUCUUCACAGAAGUGUGUGGCCCGCUGCACCGUGACACCUGCGCCUGCCUGCACUCCCUCGCCAAGAUGGCCUUCCUCAGCGGGCAGCGCACAGAGGCUGUGGGAGCCCAGCGCAGGGCUGUCAUCGUGAGCGAGAGGGUGAUGGGGUACGACCACCCCAACACCAUCAACGAAUACGUCCACCUGGCUCUGUAUCAGUUCUCAGAGGGCGGUGUGACGGCGGCGCUCCGGCUGCUGUAUCGUGCGCGGUACCUCCUGCUCCUGGAGCACGGCGAGGAUCACCCCUACACCGCCACCCUGGACAGCAAUCUCGGGCUGAUCCUGCAGGUGGCGCUGCAGUGGGAGCCGGCUCUCCGGUUCCUGCACAGCGCUCUGGACGUCAACGUGAAGUUCCGUGGUGCCGUGAGCCUGCACUCCGCGCUCAGUCACCACCUGCUGGCUCAGGCUUACUACACCAAGGGGGAUUUCCGCAGCGCCGUGGCCCACGAGAGAGAGGCACACUCCGGCUACAGAGCACAGUUGGGUGACAGUCACAAGCAGACGAAGGCGAGCUCUCGGUUCCUGAGCCUCGUCACGCAGCAGGCUGUGGAUUUGCAGAGAUCCCUGAACGAGAUCUGCAGGAGCGGCUCCGGGGCUGUGGCACCCCUGCAGAUCUCACUGCCCAGUUUGGAGGACACACUGGAACAACUGAGCUUGAUCAAUGGGAUUCUCUGUGUCUCUGCCAGCAUUAAUAGCGAGGAACCCACCAAUAACAGUGAUGCCACAGCAAAGCUGGAAGAGCUGGCAUCCAAUCAGAAUAAAGAGGUCGAAUUGCUGGCCAAUGAGACUUCAGAUACAAAAACAGAUGUUCCAGCUUUAGUGCACCAAGUGGAGCUCAACACCAAUGAGGAAACAGCAACUGAAGCGCUAACCAAUGGGAAUGCAGAUGCAGAGAGAGCCCCGCCCCUUCCAAUCCAAGAAGAAUUCUCAUCCGAUGAGGAAACAGUCAUUGAAGAUGUGACCAGUGAAGACAGAGGAGCAGAGAAAGACAUGCCAACCUCAAACCAGGAAGAAAUACUAUCUGAUGAGAAGACAAGCCCGUCACUUGUGACCAAUGGGAAUAAUCCAGAAACAGACACAUAGCUAGAGGAUCUGUGGGCCAGUCCAAUCAAGAUUACUAUAGACGGGCUUGAAAGCGUUACUAAUGAACUUGCUCAUGUCACGUUACCAUACCAUGUUUAAUUAACUAGUAUCGGGAGUUCCUAGUUCAUUAAACAGUAAUUACAAUUCUGUCUAAAGCUGAAAUGAGGCUGUACCCUCUCUUUUUAAAAUGGGACACACUUCUCUCCGAAACUCUUCCUCUGAUCCCUUCAACACUGAGCCGUGUACCCCCAGUCCAAACAGCAGCUCUGCCAGCUCAGGCAGAGACUCUUAGACACACUCUCCAUGCACUCGCUAACUGACUGACUGCAACAGGCUGCACAAAACUGGUAGCUUCACAUGCGGUGGAUUUAUCAGAAAGGGUAUUUUUAUUCACAGAUUGCUGAUGCUGAUAUUUUUUCUUUAUGAUACAGUAUUUGGCUUUGCGGUGGCUUGUUUCAAUAAAUAAAGAACGCUUAAAAUGAUGUGUUUGUGGAAGACCUUUUUUUUUUUUUUUGCAC